Molecule: messenger RNA, 330 nt
Organism: Conger conger (European conger)
Lineage: Eukaryota; Metazoa; Chordata; Actinopteri; Anguilliformes; Congridae
Product: mitochondrial substrate carrier family protein Y-like
Exons: 2
Coding region: 1-330 (109 amino acids)
Source: RefSeq, a predicted model, not a curated record
AUGGUUCAGCCUGUGACCGGGAGCCUCGCAGCUGCAGAGCAGAGGGUAACUGGUCGUAGCGUCACCAGGGAGGAAGGGAUUCGCAACAAAAACAACAGCAAUAGUCACAACAAAAGAAACACCAAAGGCAACAUCAGCAACAUGAACAGCAACAACAUCAGCAACAUCAACGACAACGUCAACAACAACAGCAACAAGAGCACCAUUGCAUGCAGCAGCAAGAUCAGCAACAACAAAAGCAACAAUGACAGCAACAUAAACAGCAAUGACAACAUCAACAAUAAUAACGGCAACAUCAAGAAAAACAACAACAAAAAUGUUAUUGCCUGA